UGGCUGCGGUGAUUGGUAGGGGUGCAGUCUGCCUGGUACUGCAGCUGAUGUAACGGAAUAGGAAGACGUUUUAUGAUCGACCGCGGGAGCACAAUAAGACUGCAGUUUUGCUAGCUCUCGCCCCUGUCCUUUGCCUCUCGUUUUGUUGGUGAAGAUAUUACAGUGAUGUCUGCAUUCAACCUACUGCAUUUGGUGACAAAGAGCCAGCCAGGGUCCUUGCAAGCCUGUGGGCUGCCCUCAGGGUCACGUAGGGAUAAAAGGAGCUGUAAGGUGGUCUUUUCCCAAGAGGAACUAAGGAAGCGCCUGACACCCCUGCAGUACCAUGUCACUCAGGAGAAAGGGACGGAAAGUGCCUUUGAAGGAGAAUUUACACAUCACAAAGCCCCCGGCACAUAUAAGUGUGUCGUUUGUGGAACUCCUUUAUUCAAAUCAGAAACCAAAUUUGACUCCGGCUCAGGGUGGCCUUCCUUCUAUGACGUGAUCGGCUCUGAUGCGAUUACACUCACUGACGACUUCUCCUAUGGAAUGCAUAGGGUGGAAACAAGCUGUUCUCAGUGUGGUGCUCACCUCGGGCACAUCUUCGAAGACGGGCCCCGUCCGACCGGCAAAAGAUAUUGCAUAAAUUCGGCUUCGUUGUCCUUCGCGGCCGUGGAAGAGAACAUCGACAAAGAAAACGGCAGCGGCGACAGCCCUAUUCAGCCGGGCAAAACUGAGCUGUAAGAACAAGCAGAAGACCGAGCAGAUGUUCUUACCUCAUGGCUUAGUAGAAAAAAAAAAUUAAAUCACCUGCAAUCUUAUUACAUCAUUUAAAAAAAAUUAUAAGGGAAGUUUGUCACUAUUGAAGUUUUCUUUUUUUUUUCUUUCUUUGCUUAAAUGGUGGCUUCACUGCCAGUGUAUUUUGCUAUUGAUUAGACUCUUAGCCAUUUAUGAGAAACACAGAUUUUGUUGGGGGAGAUGGUUUUAUUGGAGAAACAGCACUGUUUGUUUUAACCUGAGACAUUUGCUCCUUUUAGGGAUUAGUUCUCCUUGCUUGGUGACAGGGGCCAUUUGGUCUGCAAAGUGUAAAAUCAGGUUCUCCUCCCCGUAGGCUGUGAGCUCCAUACGGGAUACCCAUCCAUCUUGUAUCUACCCCAGAGCUUAGUACAGUGCUUGUCCCCAAGUAAGUACUUGACAAAUAUCACCAUUAUGACUUAUAAUUAUGCUCAAAGUCAGCGCUGUUUGGGGAGGACAGAGCAAAGAGGAUGAACUCAUUCUGUCUGAGCAGGAGGUGGCCUUCGACAGCAGUGGAUCUGUUUUGAGCCGUAGUUGAUAAAGAUUUGGAGUGUCUGACCAAACCUCUGGGCUUUAUGGAAAGCUCGAGCUAAAGCAUUCAUGCUCUAAGGGAGUGUAUGUUUAAAGUCUUUCCUGAUGUUAAACGGCUACCAGAUCUGGGUGGGGGGAGGGAGAGCAGCAGUUUCUCCCAUUCAUGCCUUUAUUUUAUUUUAUUUUAUUCAGUUUCCACUGAGGAAAGAGGCAAUGACCUUGCAAAAUGUGGAGAUGCCUUUUGUUCGGGCUUCACCAGAAGAAGUAGACGCUCCCCCAAAUCUUCUCUUUUCCUUCCCUUCCCGCCUUCACCCAACACUAGCUGCAAAUGAGACUAACGUUUCUGGAAAUGUGAAAUGUCUAGAACUUUAAAGUCAGGCAGCCUGAAAAAAUGUGGAAGAGAAACGAAAGGGCCCCGGAUGCUGGGUAAAAAAAGUGACUCAGGCAGGGCACGUUUAGCCAUCUUGAAAAUGUCUCAGGAAAGAUACGUGGCCCCUCUCGGGUACAAAGGGUUCUGGGAAAUUAGGCGUCUCAAGCUCUUAGUCCCUUCCUUGCCCAUGAUCCUUUGGGGGUACAAGGGCAAACCCCUUAAACCACUCUGUGCCUCAGUUUCCCCAUCUGUAAAAUGGGAUUGUUCUAUUUGUAAAGAGCAUCACAACCCUCAGGACUUUGGCUCUAGCUUGCUGUUCCAUAGCAUUAGGAUUUUCCUUCCCAUAUGGUAAACUAAGCCUCCUGGGUCACAGGUGCAUGGAUGUGAAGUGGAGGAGAGGAGGGACUUGGUAUACUGACCUGGAAAUAGUUGGGCCUAGAACCCCGUCCCUCAGACCCGAUGAGAGGCAGUUUUAUUCUGAGGAGACACACCCAGCUGCUUCUGUAGAUCUCCUCGGGCUGUGGGUGGACAUCAUUGUGAGCAACGAGGCUGUCAUGGGUCUGGGGGAUGGGUAAACCGUACACCAGAGCCCCACUGGGCUCGGCAUAUUUCACUGGCCCAAUCUAGACUUAGCAGAAAGAUUCCGACGUGUGAUGGGCACUGCCACAUCAUCCUAGCCAGAAACCCUAGUUGGCAGCACCGUUCUCUUUUGACUCUAGACCGUAAGCUCCUUGUGGGCAGCGAACGCGUCUACUAACUCUGUUAUAUGGUACUCUCCCAAGCGCUUAGUACAGUGCUCUGUCCAUAGUAAGCGCUCAAUAAAUACUAUUGAUCGAUGGAUUGAAAUAAAGAAAAACUUAGACGCUCACAGAUAAAUCAGCAGGCAGCCUCCGGAUCACCAAAUCGAAGCGGAGAAGGAGAACGUGAGGCUUGGAAAUGAAAGAAACGAAUGAAGUUAAGAGAUGUGAUCAGGGGAGUGAGGCAACAUGGCAGGAUCCUUUCUGGUCAGAGCGAUCUUGCCGGGUUUAACAUUUCCCUGGAGAGGGACAGAGUUCUGGUCCUUGCUUUGUGUUUCAAGGAAAACCAGUUUUUCUCCCACCAACAUCAGCUUUAAGAAAAUGCAUCAAUAAGAAAGUGGGGGGCAUACAUGUGGUUUUGGAUUGCUUUCGGAUUGAAGUGUUAUCAAAUUUCAGUCUAUUUCUGUCUUAUGUUAAAGAACUAUAUUACUAGAACUUCAGUGAGCAAUAAUGUCAGCUGUCAUGCCCUAGAUUUAUUUUUGCAGGAUAUGGAGUGAAAUGAACUGAGUCAAUAUGGUGAGGUGUAGGUGACCUUUGGGAGUUACACCAUUUAACAGAGGAAAUUCAUUGUACUUUCUUUCUUGGCACUCUGAGGGUGGUGCAAGGUAAGACCAAUUUUCUUAUCGUGCAAGUUUGAAGACGCUGAAAUCUGGUGGUAUUAAAAAAUUGAAACUUAGAAGGCCAGCUUGCGGAUGUGACGGAAGGAUUUGAGAGAGCAGCACAUUGUUAUAUAUAUAUAGAUAUAUAUUUAUAUCGUACCUAUUGAAAGUACAUUUAUGUUUUUAAACUUUGCACUUCUUGGAUGCUUACAAAUACUAAAUGCAAAUGUAGCAAUAGAAAAUCUAUUUUCAAGAAGCCUCAUUUUACUGUUACACAAAUAUGAAGAGCCUAGCUUUAAAUCGCUGUUAGGAAAAAACCGAGACAGGGAUGCGAGUAUGAAAUAUGUCAUAAAUGGAAAGUUAUUUCCACCUUAAGUACUUUUGUAAUAACCUUUCCUCGAUUAAGUAUUUUUCAGAAAAGACACAAACUUUUCCAUGGGGAAACUUUUCAUAUCUAUUGUAUUUGACUGAAUAAACAAUAAAUUCCUUUAUAAAUUCA
Ornithorhynchus anatinus (platypus) is the source of this 3567-nucleotide messenger RNA. RefSeq names its product methionine sulfoxide reductase B3 (gene MSRB3). Gene Ontology annotation, cellular component: cytoplasm. Gene Ontology annotation, molecular function: peptide-methionine (R)-S-oxide reductase activity. NCBI's taxonomy places the organism in Eukaryota, Metazoa, Chordata, Mammalia, Monotremata, Ornithorhynchidae. The transcript is spliced from 7 exons. The record is from RefSeq and is a predicted model, not a curated record. The coding region runs from base 166 to 720 and encodes 184 amino acids. Gene Ontology annotation, biological process: protein repair; response to oxidative stress.